GGCAGUUGGUGCAGCUGGUGUGCGAGUCCCAACGUCACGCUGGCGGCGCGCCAGCCCGGUGCUGCUUCACGGUGUCAAAUUGUCCCUCCUUGUUGAAUUCCUUUGCCAGCCUACUUUGUGAAAGAAAACAUUGGGGUUUCUUUGGCUGUUCUUGAUAAGCCUAUAAAAAAAAAGUGACAUGUUUUAGUUGCUUCUAGUUGCUGAAGUAAAGGAACCCUGCAGCCUUCCCAUGCUAUCUGUUGACAUGGAAAACAAGGAAAAUGGCUCUGUCGGUGUAAAAAAUUCCCUGGAUAACGGGAGACCACCCGAUCCUGCAGACUGGGCCGUGGUGGAUGUUGUCAAUUACUUCCGGACAGCGGGAUUUGAGGAACAAGCUAAUGCUUUUCAAGAACAGGAAAUUGAUGGAAAAUCCCUGCUAUUGAUGACAAGAAAUGAUGUGCUGACAGGACUUCAGUUAAAGUUGGGGCCUGCUCUGAAAAUCUAUGAGUAUCAUGUAAAACCUCUGCAGUCAAAGCAUUUAAAGAACAACUCUUCAUAGUACAGUCAAAUUGGGGUCUCAGACCUCAAAAAUACAUAAUGACAUAAUUUAGUUUCAUGUGAUGAAACUUUGUAAACAGAAUACAUACAUGUGUAUAUGUAAAGAAUUUCAACCAAAUGAAACGUUAUCCUAUUGGAUAGACUAGGCAAUCCAUCAGCUGACCUGAAUUCAGCUAGGAGGAGCAAGGAGAACAGGUGGAUAGGAUGGUUUUCCUUGUGGAGUUUGUCAAAGAGAGUACAAAGAAAUCAAUGUUUGACAUGAGUAGAUACCCUUCCCCAGAAAAGCUUUGAGGUCAUAAGGACAUUAUUCGUUUCUUCAUAGAUGGCUUUCCCAAAAUUCUUUUAAAAAUUCAAUGGGAUGAGCAUGUUUUGAUUACAGACUUGGGGAGGGGGAGAAAGAGAAAGAGAUUGCUGUCUCCCUUGACUUCCUCUGCUCCUUAGAGCUUGUGUUACUGGGAUGGAAUUGCUGACACCCUUUUUUACAGAGGGUCCUACACUUGACCUUAUUAAGGUUUCACUGGAAUAUGCUGCGAUUUUUGAAAUGAACAUGCAUCUUGGCCCCUUUAGAAGCAGAACCAUAGCUCUGAAAAGAAAAACUCUGUUGUGUAUUGGGGAUAUCCAUCCAUAUUCAGCUGGCUUUCACAGGGGGUAAUGGUAUUUUCUACAUAGAAUUGCUUUUAAAUUGGUUGUUUCAAAAAAAAAGCAUUAUUUCACUUUAUGGUUGUAUUUAUAAUAAUUUGUUUCUGAAGAAAUUUGCCAAGAGUUACAGAUCAAAAAGCCUUGUUACCAGUACAGAAUAUUUUUAUAUACAUUCCUUCAUGAUGGUGUGAUAUUUUUAAAAUUGCUCUGAUGCUUUGUUUGAUUCCUGGUUUGAGUACUUGUUUUUAAGAACUUGAAAAGGUGGGGUUGCUACAUCUCUGUUCAAAGAGACAUUUGUUCAAUCUCUGUGUGUUGAUACCUUGUUGGAUUGUGUUUUGUGGUUGCAAUAAAGCAUUGCUUCAGUUUA
Messenger RNA from Myotis davidii, 1543 nucleotides. RefSeq names its product sterile alpha motif domain containing 13 (gene SAMD13). The coding region runs from base 230 to 538 and encodes 102 amino acids. Lineage: Eukaryota; Metazoa; Chordata; Mammalia; Chiroptera; Vespertilionidae. Gene Ontology annotation, molecular function: protein binding. The transcript has 4 exons. The record is from RefSeq and is a predicted model, not a curated record.